AUGGAGUGGAAGGUUGAUGUUAUUGAAGCAACGUAUAAUGAUCGAGAUACUCGUUGCAUCCUCGACACUCCUCUUAGUCAUUAUGAACUUCAAGAUGAGCUCACAUGGGCCCUUACUAAAGAUGGGCACUAUUAUGUGAGGACUGCUUAUAUGUUAGGGAAAGGCAGUAACCUUGAUCAUUUUCAUCAAGCUUGGGGCGAUAUUUGGGGCAUGGAAAUUAGCCCAAAGGUACGUCAUUUUUUUCGGCGCUUUUGCACUUACUCUCUUCCUGUUCGAGCACUCUUGAAACGAAGGAACAUGAUAAAGAGUGAUCUUUGCCCCUGGGGUUGUGGCGUAUCUGAAACACCCAUCCACGCCAUUUUUUCUUGCCCCCAAUGGAUUGAUUUAUGGAGAGGUAGUGGCUGUGAAGCUUUGUGUUGUGUGGAUGAUAGUGCAGAUUUGUGUGAACUGCUUGUGAGUUGGAGGGACAUUGAUGGGAAACUAAAAACCAAAGGGGCUUUUCUAGCCUGGUGUUUAUGGGGGGACAGGAAUAAUAUGGUAUUCAAUCAAAAAUCCACUCCUCACAAAGUCCUCCUAGAUCGUGCUGACAGAUGUGCGGCGGAAUACGGGCAGUUCCCGGGCCGUAUCUACUCGCAUCAUGCUGCUGCGCAUAUCCCAAGCUCUCGACAGUGGCUUGCACCACCUCUAGGCUCCUGCAAGCUCAAUGUUGCUGCUUCAUUGCUAGUGGAUGGUUGGGUGGGGUUAGGCGUUGUUGCUAGGGAAUCUAAUAGUGUUGUUUGUUUUACUGCCACACGUCGAGUACGAGCUCACUGGACUCUCGAACUUGCGGAGGCCAAGGCAAUCACAAUGGGGAUUCAUUUGGGGAAGAGAUUUGGGCUCCAAGAUGUUGUGCUUGAGUCGGAUUGCCAAGUGGAUAUAAACCGUCUUGCAAAGAAUGUUUCCAACCUUUUCGAUCUGGAUGUAUUUCUCUAUGAUAUCUUUUCUUCUUGUUCUUCUCUUUCAUCUAUUGUGUGGUCACAUGUGAAACGUGACGGGAAUUUUGUAGCUCACCAUCUUGCAAAAAUAAUUCCUUUCGGGGAUGAACAAAUUUGGGAGAACCACGUUCCUUCCGAAGUAGAGCCCUAUAUAUUGAUGGACAAGUUGUCUUUGGAUUAA
Molecule: messenger RNA, 1155 nt
Organism: Beta vulgaris subsp. vulgaris (sugar beet)
Lineage: Eukaryota; Viridiplantae; Streptophyta; Magnoliopsida; Caryophyllales; Amaranthaceae
Exons: 1
Coding region: 1-1155 (384 amino acids)
Molecular function (GO): nucleic acid binding; RNA-DNA hybrid ribonuclease activity
Source: RefSeq, a predicted model, not a curated record